Molecule: messenger RNA, 1071 nt
Organism: Gloeophyllum trabeum ATCC 11539
Lineage: Eukaryota; Fungi; Basidiomycota; Agaricomycetes; Gloeophyllales; Gloeophyllaceae
Exons: 1
Coding region: 1-1071 (356 amino acids)
Source: RefSeq, a predicted model, not a curated record
AUGUCUUCCACCAGCGACUACACGCCCGUCUAUCAUCAGGGAGAUCCUGGCACCGGUAUUGGUGGCUACGAUCUCAAGUCGAGCGCGGACACGGCGUUCGCUUUCGACUAUGACUCUUCCGGCAAGCUCGACCACAUCGUGCUGUACCGCCCAGGCACCGGCACCUGCUGGAUCCUGAAGAAAGGCGAAAACGGCGUCUGGUCCCCGGUAUAUCAUCAAGGAGAUCCCGGAAACGGUAUUGGGGGUUAUGAUCUCAAAUCCCCUGACGACAGGAUUAUUCCUUUCGACUAUGACCACUCCGGCAAAGCCGACCAUCUAGUCUGCUACCGCCCGGGCACGGGCACGAUAUGGAUCUUGAAGAAUCGCGGCGGGAUGUUCAGUGCUGUGUAUGCCGGGGAAAGCGGUAUUGGGGGAUACGACUUGAAGUCCAAAGACGAUCUCUGCUUUGCUUACGACUAUGACAGGUGCGGCAGGGUGGAUUAUCUCGCACUCUACCGCCCUGGCACGGGCACCUUUUGGAUUUUGAAGCACGAGUCAGGCAAGUUCACCGCUGUCUAUAACCAGGGUGAUCCUGGCAAGGGCAUUGGUGGCUACGAUCUCAAGUCCCCCGCUGAUCGUGCCUUCGCUUUUGAUUGGGAGGGCAGCGACAAGCUGGACUCUAUCGUGUUGUAUCGUCCGGGAACAGGCACAAUAUGGAUUUUGCGGAGGGAGGGGACGGAUUUCACACCCGUGUAUCAGCAAGGAGAUCCCGGGCAGGGAAUUGGAGGAUACGAUCUGAAAUCUGCCCGGGAUAUAUGCUUCCCAUUCGCCCACAACCUCGGAAAGAAGCUGAACGAGCUCGUCUUGUAUCGCCCUGGUACUGGCACCUUGUGGAUCGUGAAGAAGGAAGGCACCCAUUCUACGCCGGUCUACCGCCAGGGUGAUCCUGGCCUUGGUAUAGGCGGUUACGACCUGAAAUCUCCCGCCGACAGAUGCUUCGCGCUCGACUACAAUUCUAAUGGCAACCCCGACCAUCUCGUGCUGUACCGUCCUGGAACCGGCACUAUUUGGAUCCUGAGGAGGGUAGUCUAG